This is a messenger RNA of Schistosoma turkestanicum, 225 nucleotides long. NCBI's taxonomy places the organism in Eukaryota, Metazoa, Platyhelminthes, Trematoda, Strigeidida, Schistosomatidae. The record is from the annotation of a GenBank genome assembly.
AUGCUUUGGGAAUUGAACCAAACAUUGACUCAGUUAUUACGUCUAAUUUCAUGGCCCACUGAAAAUAGUAGAAGAAGCGCUAUUGAAUCGGUGCGCAAUUUCGAUUUAUCGAUAAUAACUUCGAAAUCGUUGAGUGCGAAAGCCAAAGUGAACCAGGAUUUAUUAGCUGAAGUAAGUUCCUCCAGUACAACACUAUUUAUUACCCAACGAAUAAUUGAUAGAUAA